GUUCAUCAUUCAACAUGGCUAAGGUAAUAAUAUUGGUAUCAAUUUUUGUGACUUGCGCUGUAGCGAAGGAUUCUAAAAGCGAACCAUCGUCUUUACGAGCUAUGAAAAACCAAGAGUAUUUGGGAUCUGGAUCGGAUCGUGGCAAAAUCGAUGAAGACAAGGAAAUUGAAUUCACUGAAGCAGAAAAUAGAAUAAUACAAGAUGUAUACAGCCCUGACUAUUACGAGCCGCAUAUUAUAUUGGACUACAGAUAUCUGAAGACGGGCGGGAGAGGUUACGCUCGCAGUGACGGAGGGCAAGUUUUAAUACUACCUAGAAGAAAUCACAUGCCGUCCCCUAAUAACAACUAUGAUACACUCCUAGAAUAUCUCCGCUUAAAACAUUUGAAAGAAAUAAGUAAGCCUUACCAUCCGAAUUCGAGAAUAAAUAAAAAUUACAGAGAAAUUUUAAUUGAAGAUAGAAACUAUGACAUGAAUAAAUAUAUGGAAAAUCCCCAUCGUUAUAACAGAAAAAUGAGUCGACAUGACGCAGAGGAAAAUUUCAAAUCAGACGCCGAGUUGGGCUCGUUCCUGUUAAAGCGCGAACAUUAAAAAAUAUUAUAACUUUAUUGCUUCAAGUUUAAUUUCUCAUCAAUAAAACGAGCAUUUUUAUCUUCAGACUUAUUAUGAAGGUUCUUCAAUGUUAUCUUCGUUACAUAAUAUUUUCAAUAAAGUUACUACAGUUUACAAGCAAAGGAUAAAAUUUUAUGAACAGUAAAAAAUCUCUGAAUUGAAUCAAUAUUAAUUUAACAUGGUGUUGUAUAUUCCAUAUUAUAACAAUAAAACAUAAAUAUAGAAAAUGUAUAGAAGUGUUUUUUAUGCUUUUGUAUUUUACUUUUGUAUUCAAAUAUAUAAAAUUGUCGAAAAUCUCGUCAAUGGAAAAAUACUUUCGAUUGAUUUAAUUUCAUAAUCGUUCAGAAAUAUUAAUUACUUUAAACCAAUUUUUUAAGAGAAAAAAUAUAACAUGUUCUAAAUCACUUCGGAUAUAACAUUUCUAAUUAUUGCUUGGCAUUUCCCGACAACUCAAUGCGUUUUUUGUCCAUACGUAACCAUUUAUACUGAAUGCCUAUGUAUAUGCCCUGUCGCCAUCAAUUUAAUAUUAAGACUUUUUAUAUACUAUUUACCAGCCAGUAACAUGAAAAUUAAAAAGUUAUACAUGACAGCAGUAAAAAAAUUCAAUAUAAAUAUAUAAAUCAAACAGUCGAUUUAUUUGGAAAAAAGUUUAAUCGAAGAAUUGAUAAUG
Molecule: messenger RNA, 1281 nt
Organism: Danaus plexippus (monarch butterfly)
Lineage: Eukaryota; Metazoa; Arthropoda; Insecta; Lepidoptera; Nymphalidae
Exons: 4
Coding region: 15-590 (191 amino acids)
Source: RefSeq, a predicted model, not a curated record